GAAACGGACUACUCAAGGGCUUCCGUUCAACCAACGUCCUGAUUUCACGCACUGCCAGUCUGCGAGCUAGUAGCCACUCGAUUUUGAACUUUGUAAAGUGCAAAAUCACACUCAAAACCGAGACCCGACAAUUAUGGCUCUAAAACUACCCGGCUGGUCGAGCGCGGUCACGGUGGUCCCUCGGACAAGCAGUAGACGUGUGAUCUCCCACAAUAUGACCAACUGCCAUUCAGCGCGCAGAAUGUCUACCGUUGCUGCAGACACCGCAAGCAGUGAUCUCCCACUGUCAGGAAUCCGAGUUCUUGAGCUUGGACAACUCAUUGCUGGUCCCUUCUGUGGCCAAUUGCUGGGACAUUUCGGUGCAGAGAUAAUCAAGGUUGAACCACCUUCAACAGGAGACCCACUACGAGUAUGGCGCGAACUUGAUGUUGACGGAACAAGCCCUUGGUUCCGAAGCCUCGCGAGGAACAAGAAGAGCGUUGCUAUUGACCUUAGGAAACAGGAAGGAAGACAAAUCGUGAAGCGGUUGGCUUUAAGAAGCGAUGUCAUAGUCGAAAACUUCAAGCCUGGAACCCUGGAGAAAUGGGGUCUCGGGCCACAGGAGUUACACAAGGAGAAUCCAUCCUUGAUCUUCACCCGUGUCAGUGGAUAUGGCCAAACAGGUCCAUGGGCUUCACGACCAGGAUAUGCGUCCGUAUGUGAAGCUGAGUCCGGAUUUCGCUUUAUAAAUGGACAGCCAGACCCGGAUACCGGACUGCUUUUGGGACCUCCAACAAGACCCAGCAUUAGUCUUGGUGACUCUGUCGCUGGAUUACACGCAGCAUUUGGCACUGUGCUGGCAUUGUUGUCGAAGCAGAAAAAGGCUUCAAGAGGGGAGCGAGGUGGCGAGACGGUAGAUGUGAGCAUUAUGGAAAGCAUGUUGAACCUGAUGGAAGGUAUAGUUCCGGAGUAUGACCGUAAAGGCAAGGUCCGCGGACCGUCCGGUUCGUCGGUGACCGGCAUAGUUCCUACUAACGCCUACCCCUGCCUCCCAUCACCAUCAACACCUACUUCGCCAACAUACAUCAUCAUCGGCGCAAAUGGAGACACCCUCUACGCACGACUUAUGCGUGCCAUUGGCCGUGAAGACCUCAUAGGACCGUCGUACGCCCACAAUCACCAUCGCGUCGCACGGCAAGGUGAGAUCGAAGAAGCCAUUUCAGCAUGGACCAGUCAGCAGCACGUUGAGGAAGUUCUGACAACUCUCGAGGGCGCUGGUGUACCUGUCGGACGUGUCGUCGGCGUGAAAGAGAUUGUGGAAGGCGAACAAGUAAAGGCCAGAGGAGCAGUGGAGGACGUGGAGGUUGGUAGAGAUGGAGAGGGAUGGAAUGUAAAGAUGCCCAGAGUGUUUCCUGUGCUCGAAGGCUGUGACGCGAAGACCAGAUGGGCAGGGCCUGACCUGGGUGCACAUACAGAAGAGGUCUUGGGAGAAUUACUAGGAUUGAGCGUUGAAAGCAUCACCCGGUUGAGAGAAGAGGGCGUUAUCGGUUGAAGGAGUUAAGGCGGGUAUCUUCUGCAGUAUAAUUACAUCUGCGCUUCCCCAGCGUCCCUUGCUCCCUGCGUCAAUGGAAGUGGACCUGGUCGAAUCCUAAGGCCUAAGUGAGCAGCCACAAUAGAUGCGUCACUGGAGGAGUCAAACAUUCGGUCUAAACGAAUGGUCAUCAUCAGGAUCAUGAUGAGCUGAC
Suillus clintonianus is the source of this 1724-nucleotide messenger RNA. Its product is annotated as CoA-transferase family III domain-containing protein. The record is from RefSeq and is a predicted model, not a curated record. Gene Ontology annotation, molecular function: catalytic activity. The transcript is spliced from 8 exons. The coding region runs from base 134 to 1531 and encodes 465 amino acids. NCBI's taxonomy places the organism in Eukaryota, Fungi, Basidiomycota, Agaricomycetes, Boletales, Suillaceae.